AAUCGAAAUCGGGUACGGAACGGAUAACUAAAGUCUGGUGCGGUAUAGCGUGAACGCGAGAAUCAGGAUUAUCCCGUCGAUUGGGCUGGGUUUAUUCGCAGCGGCUUCAACGUCAACUAGCAUCGACAACCCAGAAUGGCGACCACCCGCUGGGACAAGUUCUUGCUGCUGCUGUGGAAGAACUGGAUCAUACAGAAGCGACACUAUUGGCAAACAUUGCUCGAAAUCGUCAUCCCGGUGCUAUGCUGUUCGAUUGUGCUGCUUGUUCGAGGCCUGGCUGAUCCGAGUCCGGUGGAGAAAAGCACAAUAUUCAAUCCUUUGUCAGUGGAUCGGUUCCGGAUGUCUUUCGAUUCGCCAGUAGAGUCUGUGUUGGCAUACUCGCCACAGAAUCCGCUGCUGGAUGCAUUAGUAGCGGAAGCGGCUGAUUCUCUGAAUUUGUCAUGGCAAAAUGUGACAUACAAAGGAUUUGCGAAUGCGCGAGCACUGGAGUCUGCCCUAAUAGAUGAGAACAUGCUGGUCGGAAUAGAGUUUGAUGAUUCGCUGGCGUCCAUCUCCUCAGGCCUACCGGAAACAUUACGCUUCGCAUUGAGAUUCCCCGGUGAGCUUCGAUUCGCUUAUGGGCCGCUGACCAACUGGCAAACUACGCUGCUAAUGGUGCCGUUUUCUCCCCGACUACGGAGUGCCUACAAUGACGAUGGAGGACUGCCAAGCUAUACCAACGAGGGAUUCCUAGCGGUUCAGAGUGCCCUCUCGAAGGCCAUCAUCAGACAGCGCGACCCGGUGAUCGAUUUUCCACACACGUUUAUUAACCGUAUUCCGUAUCCUCCGUACUAUGAUGAUCCAUUGCUGGAGGCGUUGGAACAGAUGCUCGCGGGAAUAAUACUGCUGUCAUUUUUCUAUCCAUGUAUUGUUAUGGUGAAGCACAUUACAAUCGAGAAGGAACGGCAGCUAAAGGAAGCUAUGAAGAUAAUGGGACUUUUCGGCUGGCUGCACUGGGCUGCGUGGUUCGUGAAAAACAUCCUGCUGCUUAUCAUCUCGAUUUCGCUCAUAACGAUUCUGCUUUGCGUUUCAGUUAACAAUGCAUCGGUCUUUGAAAAUUCCGAAUGGACGGCCGUUUGGUUCUUCUUUUUCGUCUACAGCAUCGCCAUCAUCUGUUUCUGCUUCAUGAUGAGUGUUUUCUUCAACAAAGCCAAUCUCGCAGCCGGAAUCGCCGGUCUGAUGUGGUUCGUGUUCCAGAUGCCAUUCAACAUUACAUCGCAAAACUACGAUGAAAUGGGCACCGGUUCAAAGAUCGGUUGGUGUUUGUUUUUCAACUCGGCGAUGUCAUACGGCAUCCUGGGCACGAUGCGAAUGGAGGCAAAUCAGCUGGGUUUGCGGUGGUCCAGUCUGUUCACACCGGCUACCAUCGAUGACGGGUUGAGCGUUGGGCUGGUGAUGGUGAUGCUGCUGGUCGAUGCGUUGAUCUAUCUGCUGAUAGCGUUGUACGUUGAACAGGUGAUGCCGGGAGAAUUUGGUGUAGCGAAACCGUGGAACUUUUUGUUCAGGAUGGAAUACUGGACCAGUCAGAAGAUGAGCGAUGAUGAUAUGGCACCAAGAGGAAUACAGAGGCAGCUUUCCAGGUAUUUCGAGGAAGAACCAACUUCGGCACAUGCUGGAAUUCAGAUUAAGAAUCUGAGAAAGGUGUUCAGCGGAGGCAAGGUAGCCGUUCAGGGUUUGAACCUGAAGAUGUACGAGGAUCAGAUAACGGUUCUUCUUGGACACAACGGAGCUGGUAAGACUACGACGAUGUCCAUGUUGACGGGAAUGUUUUCUCCUUCUUCGGGAACUGCCUAUCUGAAUGGACAUGACAUUCGAACAGAUAUUGAAGGGGUACGGCAAUCGAUGGGAUUAUGUCCGCAGCAUAACGUGCUAUUCAGUGAAAUGACUGUUUCGGAGCAUCUGAGCUUUUUUGGGAGGUUGAAGGGGAUUUCAAAAGCGAAUUUAGCAGCUGAAAUUGAUCGAUACCUUAAAACACUGGAGCUGGAAGACAAACGACACGCUCAGUCUCAGACUCUAUCCGGUGGGAUGAAGCGGAGGCUGGCAGUUGGGAUUGCACUUUGUGGUGGAUCGAAAGUAGUUUUGCUAGAUGAACCGACCUCGGGAAUGGAUCCUUCGGCACGACGUGCUCUCUGGGAUUUGCUGCAGAGAGAAAAGCGGGGUCGAACAAUGCUUCUGUCAACACAUUUCAUGGAUGAGGCAGAUGUUCUAGGAGAUCGAAUUGCGAUUAUGGCUGAGGGUGUACUCAAAACGGUGGGGUCACCGUUUUUCCUGAAGAAAACAUUUGGCGUUGGCUACAGGCUGAUCUGCGUGAAGGGAUCAAACUGCGAUAAGGAACUCCUCUGCGGCAUAUUGAGACGAUAUAUCCCGGAUGUGCGAGUCGAGACAGACAUUGGAUCGGAGUUGUCGUUUGUGUUGAAGGAAGAUUAUAUAAAACUGUUCCAACAAAUGCUGGAGGAGUUAGAAACUCAAAUGGAGCGAUGUGGAAUCACCAGUUAUGGCAUUUCGUUAACCACUAUGGAAGAAGUAUUUCUAAAAGCUGGAAGCGACACUCUCCACGAAACGGACGAGCGGAAUGGAACAGCUAUUGACACAACAGAUCAAAACUACUCUCUGAGCAAUAUUAACCUCCUGAGAGGCGGACAGCUAAUGAUGAAUCAAGUGAAAGCUCAAUUUCUGAAGAAGGCCCUAUCUACGAUUCGGUCCUGGGUCCAGUUGAUCAUCCAGAACCUGAUACCGGUACUAUUUGUUGUGCUAACGUUCGUUAUGACACGAGGCAUUGCUUCCAACAAGGAUCUUCCUCCACUAACUAUGACGAUUGAAGCAUACAAACAGACAGUUACCGUACUGGAAGGUAGCUCAGUCGAUCUGAAUGUGUUAGCUUAUCAAAAACUAUUCGAAAAUAUUGGAGGCUCUCAUCGACUGGACACUAUCACGAUGCCAAUGAAUGAUUACAUUUUGGAACGGUCUAUGGAGUCAAUUUCGGAAGUCAACAUCCGUUAUCUGGUUGGAGCCACAUUCGGCGAGAACUACACCGCCUGGUUUAACAACAAAGCAUAUCACACUGCUCCAUUGUCACUGUCCCUGCUGUACAACGCAGUCCUACGUGCGCAAUGUCCAACCUGCGAACUGACCGUGGUUAACAAACCGCUUCCGUUCAAUAUCUCCACCCAGUUCGACACAAUGAACACUGGACUUAACGCUGGCUUCCAGCUUGCGUUCAACACGGGAUUCGCCAUGGCGUUUGUAGCUGCUUUGUACGUGCUGUUCUACAUCCGAGAACGGACUUCAAGAGCCAAGUUGCUUCAGUAUGUCAGUGGCACAAACAUAACACUGCUUUGGGGUGUUGCUUUCGUGUGGGAUUUCGCCAUGUUUGUAGUCACUUGCUUAAUCUACAUCGCUACGAUAGCGGCAUUCCAGGAGGAAGGAUGGUCCUCGUUCAGCGAACUUGGCAGCGUAUUUCUUCUUUUGAUAUUUUUCGGAGUUGCUUUUCUACCCACUACCUACCUCAGCUCGUUCCUGUUCAAAGCUCCUGCUACCGGAUUCGUCAUAGUGAUGCUAAUUAACAUCGCUUCUGGGUCGAUCUUCUUUACGGCCGUCGUCCUACUUAAGUUUCCCGGUAUCGAUCUGCAGGAUGUUGCGAAUGGGUUGGAGUGGUUCUUCAUGCUGUUUCCGAAUUUUGUCCUUACCCACGGACUAAACAAUAUGAAUCAAAUUGUGAGCUCAAAAUCGUUCUGCCAGAAACGGUGCGAACAGCAGCUCGAUUGUAAACUGGAACUGAUGUGCGAUACCAUAAAAGAAUGCUGCAUACCGGAACUGUAUUCCUUCGACGAACUUGGCAUCAUUCGGCAUCUUAUAACACUGGCUAUCGUCGGGAUAGGAGCGUUUGCUCUGAUUUUAGCCAUCGAAUACAGGUUCGUGGAAAGGCUGUUGCAGAUAUGCCGGCGACCUGGGAAACAACAAUGGACACCACCAGCUUCCGAAGAAGACUCGGAUGUUUUAGCGGAGAAGAAGCGGGUUCAAAUGAUUCCAAAGACGAACAUUGGCAACUACAAUCUGGUUAUGAAAGAUCUCACCAAAUACUACAAGAGAUUGCUAGCGGUUAACAAACUGUCCGUGGCAAUUGAUCGAGCUGAGUGCUUUGGACUGCUCGGAAUCAAUGGAGCCGGCAAAACCACCACCUUCAAAAUGAUGACUGGUGACGAAAGUUUCACUUCUGGUGAGGCUUGGGUUAAGGGAAUUAGUUUGAAGUCGAGCAUGAAUAUCGUUUAUCAGAACAUCGGUUACUGUCCGCAGUUUGACGCUCUGCUAGAGGAUCUCACCGGACGAGAAACGUUGCAAAUCUAUGCCUUGCUGCGUGGCGUUAGGACAGCGGAUGUACCAAAUGUUUCGCUUGCCCUAGCGGAAGAUUUGAACUUCUUGAAGCACAUUGAUAAAAAGGUGAAGGAAUACAGUGGCGGAAACAAACGGAAGUUGAGUACCGCUCUGGCAUUGAUGGGUAAUCCUUCGGUGAUUUAUUUGGAUGAACCUACGACGGGAAUGGAUCCCGGUGCCAAGCGCCAGUUUUGGGAUAUGAUCUGUAAGGUGCGAAGUGCAGGGAAAUCGAUCGUACUGACUUCACACAGCAUGGAGGAAUGCGAGGCGUUGUGCACACGGUUGGCGAUUAUGGUGAACGGGGAGUUCAAGUGCUUGGGAUCGACGCAGCACUUGAAGAACAAGUUUUCCAAGGGCUUCUUGUUGACAAUAAAAGUGAAGAAGACGGUGGAUGGGAUGCUUCAGCAGCAGCAGGUGGAAGGCGCUAAAGCGUUUGUUAUGACGACCUUCAAUGGAGCAGUUCUGAAGGAGGAAUAUCAGGACUCUCUGAGCUUCCACGUACCGCAGACAAAUCUCAAGUGGUCGCAGAUGUUCGGUCUGAUGGAAUCGCACAAGGACCGUUUAGGCAUUGAAGAUUACGCCUUGGGGCAGACCUCACUGGAACAAGUGUUCCUAUUCUUCACUAAGUACCAAAGAAUAGUGUGAAAGAAGUAGUGGUUAUGUACAAAUAUUUAUGAAUAUGUAUAAUUUCUAAGUCUGGAAACUUUUCGAUAAACUCUGAAUUGGGACUA
Topomyia yanbarensis is the source of this 5141-nucleotide messenger RNA. RefSeq names its product phospholipid-transporting ATPase ABCA3-like. Gene Ontology annotation, molecular function: lipid carrier activity; ABC-type transporter activity; ATP binding. Gene Ontology annotation, biological process: lipid transport; transmembrane transport. The transcript has 11 exons. Bases 136 to 5055 code for a protein of 1639 amino acids. Gene Ontology annotation, cellular component: intracellular membrane-bounded organelle; membrane. NCBI's taxonomy places the organism in Eukaryota, Metazoa, Arthropoda, Insecta, Diptera, Culicidae. The record is from RefSeq and is a predicted model, not a curated record.